GUGUUUAACCAGUUCUAUCACAUAUGUGAUAAUGACUGGCACCAAUAUUGUCCUUUAACUAUACCAUGCCUCUAGAAAACAUACCGCGGCGAGGAAAAAACUCGAACAUUCUCGACGGCUUUAUAAUUAAUACUACAUACGCAUACGCGGUAGAUUUCACAGCCCUGUUAUAUAUAGACGGGUGUUCAUUACACGCAGUCAGUUUGUCAACAUCGUACAGACAAGCAUUUUAGAUAAAAUGGCAGCUAAAGUAGGACUCGCUAUUUUUGGUUUUGGUAACAUGGGUAAAAUCCAUUUCAAGAAUUGCAUGAUGUCACCAAGAGUAGACGUCCGUUGGAUAGUCUGUCUGAAUGUAAACGAUGCUAAGAGCAUGGUAGAAUCGUACAACUUGCAUACAAAAUGUCUAUCAAUUGAUGAGGCUAAUAUCGAUAAUGUUUUAAAUGACAAAAGUGUAAAGGCUGUAAUAAUCUGUUCACCUACAGAUACACACGAAAAUCUGAUUAUCAAAGCUUUGGAGGCAGAUAAAGAUGUAUUUUGUGAAAAGCCAAUAACACCCGAGUUCAAAUCUACAGCACAAUGUUAUGAAUUAGCGGAAGAGAGACACAAAAUUCUUCUCUGUGGGUUCCAGAGACGGUUUGAUCCUAGCUUUAGUCAGCUGCAUGAUAACCUACAAAACAAGGCCCUUGGUAACCUUCGUUUACUAAAGAUAUCCAGUCAUGAUUUAGCGCCACCACCAUUACAGUAUAUAAACGCUUCUGGUGGUAUAUUAAGUGAUUCGACAAUACAUGAUAUUGAUAUGUCAUCAUGGUUAGCUGGAAGUAAACCAACUAGUAUAUAUGUACAAUCUUCAGCUUUUGAUAAAGAUAUAGCUAAAUAUGAUUGUGAUUUAGUUGUUGUAACUAUUAUGUUCAACAAUGGAGUUAUCAGUGUUAUUGAUAAUGGAAGACAGGUUAGCUAUGGUUAUCAUCAACAACUGGAGGCUUUAUGUGACAAAGGUGUAUUGAAUGUUACAAAUCGACGAGUACAUCAACUAGAAGUAUCAUCAGCUGAACAAUCUGUGAUACCAUCCAUAGAUCAACAUUAUUCAACCAGAUAUACGGAUGCCUAUAGAUUGAUAUUGGAUCAUUUUAUCGAUGUUGUUCAAGGAAAAUGUGAGCCCAUUAUUACUAAAGAUCACGUUCUACAAGUCAAUAAAAUGGUUGAAGCUGGUAAGAAAUCACAAGCAUUGAAAAACCCAGUUUAUUUCUAAAAAUACAAAUGGUCUAAUUGUUUGGUUUUAGUAGUCCCUAAAUAUCGCAUCUACAAAUAUUUAAUAUGCCAUUUUUUAUCAAUCCAAAAGUAUUUGAGAAGAAAAGGGUCUUUGUUUCGGCCAAUCUGUUGAACAAUGGGCAGUGACGGCUCCAGAAUUUCCUAAUGGGGGGGGGGGGGACUUCCUCCAGAAAUACACGAUUUGGAGCAUAUCGUAUAUAAACAAUUUAAAGAAAAGUGGCAGGGUCUGUCUUUCAUACCCAAUUUGGCAGCUAUUGUUAUAUAAUUCGCUUCAUUAUAUGAAUUUGAUAUUAAUCAGGUAUAUAUUUAAUUUUUGCUUUCCAUGUGAUAAUUUCCAGUAUCUUUUUCACUAUUAGAAUGCAGUUCACUAUUGCUUAUGUAGAUUAUGUAAUCUUUAAAUUUCAAGCAUAAAUCUUUAAAUCUGGAAUAAACACUUUUACACUAGGAUAUGUGAAUGCCAUUAACUAUUUUUUUAUGUUGUUAUGUAGAUUAUAUUUAAGCAAACAUCAUUAAACUUUAUUUUUUGAUAUUGGUUAUGGGAAAGACAUCUACUGUUUUAAUGGUAUUGCGAUCCAAUGUCAUUUUGAACUGGUCUUUUUUAUAUCACAAUAAACUAUCUGUUUUU
Patella vulgata (common limpet) is the source of this 1894-nucleotide messenger RNA. RefSeq lists its product as uncharacterized. Gene Ontology annotation, biological process: NADPH regeneration. Gene Ontology annotation, molecular function: oxidoreductase activity; nucleotide binding. The coding region runs from base 239 to 1249 and encodes 336 amino acids. The transcript is spliced from 9 exons. The record is from RefSeq and is a predicted model, not a curated record. NCBI's taxonomy places the organism in Eukaryota, Metazoa, Mollusca, Gastropoda, Patellidae. Gene Ontology annotation, cellular component: cytoplasm.